AUGUUUGAAGGAUACAAGUUUUUCAAAGCAGAUCCUAGCCUAGGGCAAAGGUCAACGUGGGCCCGGGCAGAGCGAAUUAAAUUGCAAAUCGAACAGAACGAGCUCUACUCCAUGGUCCAUGAGCGGGCAGACGCUUAUUCUGCUCAACAGCAAUAUCAACAUGUGGGCUACAACUGCCGUGCACAGAUCAACCAACUGAUCCAAGAUCGACAAGAUGAGGAUCCACGGACUAAGUGGAGCUGUGUGUAUGUCAAACAAACAGUCUUCAUGUUGGUCAUCAUCAUGGGGAGACCAGCGCAAAUGGGAAAAUAUCCCAGAACACCUAUGGGAGAUCUCGUGGAUCUCAGUCCCAGAGCUCUCCUUUACCCGCCCGAGAGCGAGAAGAAUUAUCCCGGAUAUUCCAGUCUAGGUGGAGAUUAUGGAAUGUCACAAUACCCCGACCACUCAUAUCAAGUGGCUCCAACAUCACCAGCCUGUACGCCCUUUUCUUACCCCGAACAUCGCCUUAACCUGGAUCAACUCCCGCUAUAUCAAAGUGGGCGAAAUAGUAGCCAGGGGAGGUAUUUACCUCAGGCUUCCAGCCUCGACGAUCAGAAGUUCAUGCCACCAAAUCGCUCUAAGCCUGACGAGACUUUCUGUCAAGGAGUGCUAUCACAGCCCCCCGUUGAGUUUCAGCAAAUGAACCCAAGCCACGCCCAUCACCAUCGCAAUUUAGAUUUUUCCGACAAGGCGAUAACUCAGUCCGGAAGAUCGGAAUCUGUGACCAUCCCUAUGACACUCACACGAUCUUCCAGCUUUGCUGAAAAUCAAUCAUGUCACCACGACCCUAAGAGAAUUUGCCAAUCCACUCAGCCUCGUCAAAGCAACGAAGCCCAUUGUCAAGAAUUUCGGGAUAAUGGAACCUGCGAUGAAGGAGAAGCGCAAGGACGGUAA
Messenger RNA from Penicillium vulpinum, 933 nucleotides. RefSeq lists its product as uncharacterized. The record is from RefSeq and is a predicted model, not a curated record. Bases 1 to 933 code for a protein of 310 amino acids. Lineage: Eukaryota; Fungi; Ascomycota; Eurotiomycetes; Eurotiales; Aspergillaceae. The transcript has 2 exons.